AACAACUUGAAGCUAGUGAUGUGAUUUCCUCUAAGAUUCAUCCAGAGCUGAACGAUUCAUGUAAGAAGAGUAAACCUACAUUAAAGCAAUCAACAGAUACGAAGAGAAGUAAAGAAACAAAAUCACAUAAAAAGUCUCAUCUGAGUAAUAUUAAUGGACCAACACACAAUCAAUGUAGUGGGUUGAAGAAGCAACACAUAACAUACCCAGAUAAGGAGACUAGUGGCAAUAUUGUUAGUGCAACUACGUCCGAUCAAUAUGUUGAUUUGAAAAAACAUAACACAAUUUUUCCUGACGAAAAAUCUCAUUUCAAUAAUAUUAAUGGUAUAUCACCCAAUCAAUCUACUGGUUCAAAGGAACAUAAUACAAUCUAUAUAAAUGAAAUGUCUGACACCAAAAGUCUUAGUGGAAUAAUUUCUGAUCCAACCAGUGUUUUAAAGCCACCUAAAAAACAUCACACAGAUGAAAAAGAUUUUUUAUGUUAUAUUUGUGGUAAGAUAUUCAAUUCAUAUUAUAAUUUGAAGAUCCAUAUUCACACAGAUGAAAAAGAUAUUUCAUGUUAUAUUUGUGGUAAGAUAUUCAAUUCAUAUACUAAUUUGAAGAUCCAUAUGAGAAUACAUACUGGUAAAAAACCUUAUUCAUGCAAUAUUUGUGGUAAGAGUUUCCUUAGGUCAACUCAUUUGAAGAACCAUACAAGAAUACAUACCGGUGAAAAACCUUUCUCAUGCAAUGUAUGUGGUAAGAGUUUCAAUGCAUCAUCAACUCUGAGGAUGCAUAAAAGAGUACAUACCGAUGAAAAGCCUUAUUUAUGCAAUAUAUGUGGUAAGAGUUUCAAUAGAUCUGAUACUUUGGUCUUACAUAAAAAUAUACAUACUGGUGAAAAACCUCAUUCAUGUUAUAUUUGUGGAAAAAAAUUCAGUAGAUUAUGUACUUUGCUCUCACAUAAAAAUUUACAUACCGGUGAAAAACCUUUUUCAUGCAAAAUUUGCGGUAAGAGUUUCAAUCAAUCUAGUGGUUUAAAGUAUCACAUAAAAAAACAUACCGGUGAAAAACCUUACUCAUGCCGUGUUUGUGGUAAGAGUUUCAUUUUAUCUGGUACUUUGAAGAAGCAUGAACUUACCCAUACCCAUUGAAAAUACAUAUCCCUGCUACAUUUGUCUUUUGAAAUGGGAGGGAAAAGAAGCCCUCGGUAAACAUUUACAAAGACAUAGCUAUAGUAUUUAAUUGUUAUAUAGAUACUUUAUUUCAUUCAUAAUAUUCCAUUUUAUUGCAUAAGUAGUUACUUUGUUAUCGUUACAAUAAAAAUUUGUUGCUGUUGUUUUUUAAAAUUUUAAUGAAUUCAAAUUCAAAUAUUUUUAUUCAAAAUAGGAUGUGACAUUACUUAUUGAAAGUCAUAAACUACCACCCAUUCCAAAAUGAGUGCCUCAGACCUGAUAAGAACGGGCGCAACAAACUCAGCGGGCUUUUUUUUUAUCAUCGAAAAAAUAUGUUUACAAAGUAAAAUUUUACAAUUAAACUUAGUUUAUUAUUCAAACAAAACAAAUCUUAUAACUAUAUUUACAAUUCUACGACUACAUAAAAUUAAAACUAUCAUUACGUGGAAGCGUACCAAGAAUACUGGCAGCAUUACCGCGUUGGAUACCAAGGCUGAUCCGUUGACCGAAAUAGCUGCCAGCGCUUGGGCUUACAGUAGCCUUAUUGAGGCGCGAAGAUAGUACAAUUAAACUUAUUAUUUAAUAGCCUGAGGGCGGUCACUCCAUUCCAAUCUGUGGUAUCAUUAAGAAAGUCAUUUAUGUUAUAGUAACCUUUACCACACAAACGUUUUUUAACAAUUCUUUUGAAGAACGUAAUACUUUUAUUUUGUACAUUUUCUGGGAUCUUGUUGUAAAAGCAUAUAAUAAAUGAAAUAAAUGUAGGUAUGUACUUGUUAGCACAUUUGCUGUCGGUAUACAAAAAACUAACAAAACCCGUGCAAUUAAUGUUGUCAAAAAGUAGAAUUUUCAUGUUGAGCAAAUUUGAACGUACUGUAGAAUUGGGUCAGUGAUUAAAUGAACUGAAUAUUUGUUCAAAACGCGGCAUUGCCAGUUUUCCGCGCAAAAUUUGAAUAGUAAACACAUGGUUGGUUUGGUCCGGCCAAACCAUAAACCAUCGGACGCGGUCCGGUACCGGACCAUAUUCGAUGGUAUGUUGUAUCGUCCAUCUCUCAAAUUUAUUAUUAUUACCUUCCGAAGUCCGGUCUGAGUACGACGGCAAUCCAAUUGGUGCUAGGCGCCCACUCACGCCCACCGGAAUGUCCUAUGGUCGGGCCGUACCAAAUCCGACCAUGUUUUUGGCUAUUAACUCGCGAGCGUACGGGUCACCUGGUGACGUUAAGUGAUCACCACCGCCCACAUUAUCUUGCAACAUCAGAGGAAUCACGGUUCGUGCUAUUUUUAAGGACCCCAUGUCGUAUCGUCCCGGAAACGCAGCAUAAGGAAGCUUAUUCCACAGCUUUGUAGUACGUGGAAGAAAGCUCCUCAGAACAACACUGUGGAGGACCGCCACACAUCCAGAGGUGGGGAUUGAUAUCCUAAUUAGUGGCGGAUCGUGGUGAAGGUGAAAUUCGGCGGCAGGAAUUAGGUGAAACAGUUUUUCGGAAAACUCCCGUGAUAAAUGCGGUAGCAGACACACUAUGAAGCGACGUGUCUAUGCAACGCCAAGUGAUCCAGCCGUUCACAGAGCAUUGGGUCCCCGACAAUUCGAGCUGCUAUGCGUUGCACGCGGUAAAAUGGAUCAAGCUGAUACUGGGACGCCAGACCAGAGAUGACAGCAAUACUCCAUGUAUGGCCGGACCUGCGCUUUGUAGAGCGCUAGAAUGUGGGCCGGCAUGAAGUAUUGCCGUGCUCUAUUAAUGACGCCCCACCUUCUUCGAAGCCAAUUUGGCUUUGCCCUUCAGAUGGGCAUGGAAUUAGCAAUCGCUCGAGAUUUCGAGACCCAAUAUUCUAAUACUAGGCGAGGCUUUACGAGAAGCGUUGUCGUAGAAUGGUGAUACGAGAAAUGGGGGUAUUUUAGUGGUAAACUUGAGUCUUCUGGGGGUGAAAUUAGACAAGGUUCAAUUAAUCCCAUUCCGCGAUCUUCUCAAGAGAGGACUGGAUAGAAGACACAAGUUUCUCCCGGCACUGGUCAAUGAUUUCCUGAGAGGGACCUGCAUGGCCCGUGUAUUCGGCAUCUCGAAGACCGCAGUUAUACUCACGUGACCAGUCGUAUGCUCCGCGUUACACAACCUUACAGAGGCCGCGCUUACGCUACUAAAAGAGCUUAGCUUCCAACCGAUCAACUUUAAUGAAUGUGGUACACCAGUGGCCAUUGUUCGACGCGAGUCUACCAGGCAACUGUCUACAAUCAACUGUAUAUAUUUUACUGAGAUAGCAAUAGUUUUAGAGCGACAUAGAGCACAUUGUAUUAUUCUGAAUUCUAAUUGAAUGAAACAUUUAACUUAGUCAAAAUGUAAGCUUUGGUAAUUGUGUGUAAUUUCUAAAGAAAAAAAUUUUUUAUAAUAACAACUGUAAUUGUUAAUUAGUUUUAAGGAUUUUGUAUAUCGUGUACCUGAUUUGAAAUAUAUAUUCUUCAUACUACUCAA
Leptidea sinapis is the source of this 3619-nucleotide messenger RNA. RefSeq names its product gastrula zinc finger protein XlCGF67.1-like. Gene Ontology annotation, cellular component: nucleus. Lineage: Eukaryota; Metazoa; Arthropoda; Insecta; Lepidoptera; Pieridae. The coding region runs from base 384 to 1133 and encodes 249 amino acids. The record is from RefSeq and is a predicted model, not a curated record. Gene Ontology annotation, molecular function: RNA polymerase II cis-regulatory region sequence-specific DNA binding; DNA-binding transcription factor activity, RNA polymerase II-specific. The transcript has a single exon. Gene Ontology annotation, biological process: central nervous system development; regulation of transcription by RNA polymerase II.